GACUAGUAAUGUUGAGGGUAGAAUACUGCGAUGUGUUUUGUGUCUAUUGUGUGUUUUGAUUUGUGUUCAUGUUGAGAUGAACUAUCUCAUGUAAGCUACCUGAGUUAUACAAAUAAAACACUCAUUUUGCAACAGCAUCAAAAUGAAGAGAAGCAGAGCUAUAAUAUUCGGAAAAAUAAAUGCAGAUUGUUUACGAAAUCCAGCAGAAGAAACCAGUGCCGUAAAGACAGUGGGCACUUUCGGUACCUUUGGUAACAAUCAGAAAAACGAUACAACAAAAGACGAGGAAUACAAAGACACGGAGGCGAAAGGUAUUUACGAAGUAAUGGGUUUCGGUGGUUUUGGGAAAAAGUCCAAGCAGUUCGACAUCGAGGAGAUGGUCACUGAAGCAACGGAGACUGCGAGAAUAAGACACAAAGAUGCAGUUGAGAAAACUACUGACAAACUGAAGCCACUUUCUCUGUCAAAUGAUCCGUCAGUUCCUUCGCCUAACGACAGUUCCGACAGUGAAUCAAAUGAAGACGACUUAAUUGGACCUCCGGUGCCAAAAGAUCUGUCAUCCACGCAGGAUGAUAAAACUGAAAAAUUAGGAGUGGACUCCAGUGCCGAAAGAAAUGAUGCCGUAGACAGUAGUGAUGAAGACGAUAGCGAUGACGAGCAAGAUCUUACAAAAACUAUACCAAUGAGUCAUGAAGUAGAAAUGCUGCAUGGUUCAAAAGCUGUCACAUCUGUAGCGGCUGAUCCGGCUGGUGCCAGGCUAGCUACCGGUUCCAUCGACUAUGAAAUAAGGUUCUGGGAUUUUGCUGGCAUGGACGCUUCUUUGCAAAGUUUCCGAACUUUACAGCCAUGUGAAAAUCAUCCAAUUCUUAGUUUACAGUACUCCAUCACUGGUGAUGUUAUUUUAGUAGUGUCAAGUUCAUCACAGGCGAAGGUACUGGAUAGAGAUGGAUUCGAAGUUAUAGAAUGUGUCAAAGGUGAUCAGUAUAUAAGCGAUAUGGCGAGAACAAAAGGCCAUACAGCUUCUCUGAAUGGUGGCUGCUGGCAUCCCAAAGUAAGGGAAGAAUUUUUGACCUGUUCUCAAGAUAGUACCUUACGUCUUUGGGACAUUGAGAAACCAAACCUCCACAAAAGUUUAAUAAAGUGCCGAGCACAGAAUGGACUGAAAACUGCACCAACUGCAUGUGCUUAUAAUCGUGACGGAAAUUUGAUUGCUGCUGGUUGUAUUGAUGGGUCAUUGCAGAUGUGGGAUCACCGGAAAAUGUUUGUCAACACUACAUUAAUGCUCCGUGGGGCUCAUCAGAAUGGUUCUGAAAUAUCAUGCAUUUGCUUUUCAUAUUUAGGAAAUUCAUUGGCCACUCGCAGUUGUGAUGAUACCAUGAAAUUGUGGGAUAUUCGUGCCUUCAAAAAGCCUCUUACUGUUUUUGAAGACUUGUUUUCCCGCUAUCCAACGACAGACUGUAUGUUUAGUCCUGACGAUCGUAUGCUGAUAACUGGAGAAAAUAUGAAAAAAGACAGUACAUCAGGAAGGCUGCUUUUUUAUGAUACCUCUUUAUUUACAAAAGUUAAUGAAAUCUCUGUGACAGAUUCUCAUGUGAUAAGAACACUCUGGCAUCCAAAGCUAAAUCAGAUAUUUGUUGGCUGUGGUAAUGGGACUGUGAAAGUUUACUAUGAUGAAAAGCGCAGUCUUAGGGGCGCUAAGUUAUGUGUAGUUAAAACUCACAGAAAAGUGAAACAAGUUGGUGUGGUUGCUGCUCAGCAGAUAUUGACACCCCAUGCAUUACCCAUGUUUCGACAAGAAAAGCCAAAGUCAAUAAGAAAACAAAUGGAAAAGGAUAGACAUGAUCCUGUGAAGUCGAGGAGGCCUGAUCUGCCCAUUUCUUCUGGACAAGGUGGCCGUGUCGCACAGUCGGGUGGUACUCUUAGUUCGUAUGUUAUACGCAAUCUAGGUUUAAGCAAACGUGUGGAAGAUGACCAGGAUCCACGAGAAGCCAUACUUCGCUUUGCUAAAGAGGCUGCAGAGAAUCCAUAUUGGGUUUCUCCAGCUUACUCAAAGACACAACCAAAGCCUAUUUUUCAGACUGAUGAGGAUGAUGAAACAGAGGAAUCUACAUCAAAGAAACAAAAGACAGAGUAAAUGAUUUAUCAUUAUAUGUUGUCAGUGAGAUGUUUAUGUAAGGUGGUAGCACUUGUGACUGCGUGUACUAUACGUUGAGACUUUUCACAAUGAACUGCCACCAUUGUUAAUUUUUGUGGCACAAUACUAUUUGUGGGUGAGUUACCACAUCAUAUUUCUCAGAAAAUAAUUCUUUAUUGAGAAGGAAGAGUUUUAUGAAAGCAACUAGCAGAUUAUAUCAAAUCUUACAUGCAUCCACUUCAAAAUAGCUUUUGUAAAUAUGUUAUGACAGUUCAUUGUACUCAUAAUCUUGUAAUAUUGUUGUAUUUAUGCAUAUAAGUUUAAUUAUAAACAUACUUUGUAUGAUGGAAUAUUGGCUGUUAACAUAUUGUUGUGCUACUAUAAAAGAAAAAUAAUAAAUAUGUAGCCAGUUCUUUUAGUAUAAUAACAUUAAAGAGGUAGGUGGAUCUAUGCUAAAACUAAAGUAUCAAAGAGGACUCAUUGUGUAAUUAUUUAUUCUGUAGAGACAAAUACAAGUUUUCUUUUGGACUGUGGACAUAUAAUUCACAUCCAAAUUUUUGGGAACAGUUACAAAAGCUACAGUUUACAGGGUAAACCUGGACUGUACUGACAAAAUUUUAGAAGUUGUUUAGAGAUGUUGCAUGAGUAUCUUGGUAUAAGGACCCAUGGUCUCCUGUGGCUCAUGACAGAGUAAUUAUGUUUGUUUGAUAUCUCAUCCCAGUUUAUUUCUGUAUCUGUAAUGGUGGGCUCAAGACAUUGAAGAAAAAUAAACCUAAAAAAGCAUGUUCUAUAGUAACUAGUUGAGAACAAGGGACAAAUGUAAUAGAGCCUUGUUGAUAGAAUGAAUAGAGAAGUAAAACAGGACAUCUGCAAAGGGAAAAAUGAAAACUUGGGGGAAAAUGUUAGGAAGUCGAUUAAUGCAUGGGGGUCACAAAAAUGGUGGCAGCAAGGAAAAUAGUUGUAGGACUGAUGAAAGAAGUAAAAAAAAGAGCAAACAUCCUGAGUGUUGCUCAGGCAGAGAAGCAUUUUAAAGGCCUACUAACAGAAAAAAGGGCAGCAGUACAAGGAAAUAAAGUGGGAGGUACAGGAGAACCAGGGCGGUGAAGAGGUAGAGAAAAUAACUACAAAAGAGGACAGAAUGUCACUACAUAAAUGAAAAUUGGGAAUUUGUCCAAUGGAAUUAGUGAGGUAUGGUCCAAGCAUUCUGUAUGAAUGUCUAAGUAAGUUAUUUAAUCCUUUGACUACCACUUUUAUUUCAAAAACUUAUGGUUAUUUUAAUUAGUCUCUUAUUCAGAAGUAACAAUAUGAAAAGAGUAUUUCCCACCAUUUCAUUUUCCAAGGGGUGGGUGAUAGGACUUGCAGGAUUAUUCGUAAGUACCUCCAGGGUUUCAGAAGAUGACUGCGCAAAAACUACAAAAUGUACGAAAACAGAUGUGUCAGUGGACAGAGCAUCUCUCCAACAUUGGAAUUCACACUGCAGUUGCUCAGUGUUUGCUUUGUUCAUGAUGUCACAAGUAUCAGUUCAUGGGUGCAUGUUGUUAAUGUGUCUGUGAUGGUACAAAGGCAGCUAGCUCUGUGAAUCUGGUAAUUGGGUUGCCUGCCUGUAGGUGUGAACUAAUUCGAUGGGACAAUAUGGAGACAAGUGUAAAUAAUGAAACUUGAGGACAGAACAGCCUGCAACUGCAAACUGUAAUUACAAGAAUUGUGCUAAUCAUUAGUUGUCUUCCCUGUCACCGAUGGAACAUUGAUACAUAGCAGUAACACGCAACUAAUUCCAAUUGCUUCUCUGAUUACCUCCCGUGAGCAACAUCUGUCCCAUAAUAGUCAGAAGUUUAAUUAAUGUAUGAGAUAUGGGGAAGAAAUUCCAGCACAGUGGAACUUAGCGUAUCUAAGCCCCAUAUAUAAGAAAAAGAAGCAUGGAAGUUUCUAGCAAUUGUUAUGGCAUAAGUGUCACAAGUUCAGUUAGCUGGCUGUACAGGAGGAUUUUAAAAUCAAAAAUGGAGAAGAUUCUAAAUGAACAGGAGCAGAGUACCUUUAGAAGAGGCAGCUCAUAUGUAGAUAACAUCUUUACCCUAAGACAGAUCAUGGAGAAGAGAGUGAAAAUGGAAUCUAAGCAAUCAUUUGGCCUUCAUAGAUCUUGAUAAAGCAUUUGACACAGUGCCACUAAAGCUAUUAUUAAGGUGCUGUGCUUAGGGGAACUGCCAAAAAAUUAUGCAAGAAGUAUUACAAACCUCUACAAGUUGGCAGAAUUUGUUAUUAAAGUGGGGAAACAAAUUUCUAGAGAGGCCUUCAGAAUAAUUAAAGGGCUCAAAAAUGAGUUUGAAGGUUAACAUUCAUUGAUACAAAUCCACAAGACCAUGGAAAGGGUGGCUAAGGGGUGUCCAAAAAACGAUGGAGAGAAGACAAUGAGGAAGAAUGGUGGGAUCAAGGUGUUAGGCGGCAGAGAUGCUGGAUGCAGCGACAGCUGUAGGACCCCCGCAACAACAAGAACAUCAGUUGUAACGCAAUGCAGUUGUAAGUGGUAUAGGAAGCAUGUGUUGUUUGAAAACUAAUGUGUCCCACUCACUCACAGUAUUUUCUGUUGACGACAGUGUUGCCCACUUUGCUCUUCUCCCUCAAAAUUUCAUUCAGGACUGCUUGGUUCUGUCAUAGGUUUGUUUUUCCAAGAGUGUUAGUUGUUCGUUAACAGCAGUACACAUCAUUAUGGAUAGCUUCACUGAUAAAGAGAUGGCCAUUAUGCAUCUCAUGUACGGAUUCACCAAAACCAAUGGAAGAGCAGACCGAUGAUGCAAUGCUGAUCUGCCCAUGCAGUGACAGCAAUCACAUUGCAGUACUUUUACAUCCGAGGGUUGUUGCAUUACUCCUUAUUUUGUAUUGUUCAUUUUGGUGAUUGCAUAUUACAAGCUUUUUUUAUUGUUUUGAAGGUAUGUUCACAGAGAUAAAGAUAAUUGGGGUGGCAAACCAAGUAAAUUACAUUAUUCCUGUGUAAUUAGUCACCAGAUACCAUGGAUCCCUUAUGCUAAAAUACUUAGAAAAUAUCCCCAAACAACCUCCAAAAUUUCGAUGCUGAAGUUUGUGUUCAGCCUGCAUAUCAGUCAGUUAUAAGUAAUGUUGUACAAUCAAAACAAUACUCUAAAGUGAACUGCUUGUAACAAACUGGUACAUCCUUGAACAAUGGUAGUGAUAGCUUCUCAGUACUGACAUUCUGUAUAGUAUUCUGUCUUAUCAAGAAACACAAGUCUUAAAAAAUGAAACACUAAUAGGAACAUAUUUGUAAACUGAAUAGCCUGUUACUGUAGGACUUUUAAUUUUAAUUAUUUGUGUUGAUAAAUACUGUUUUUGUCAGUUCAUUCCCCCAUUAUAUCCUCUGUCACAGCCUUCUGUGUAUAGUUUUGUGUGAUAGCCAUAUGCACAAUUUUUUAGUGUGUGGUAAAGACAACAAAGAGUUCCAUUACAUCAACACACAUUUCACUCAGAAUUAGAUACAGAUAUCAUGUGGGAGCAAGGGAAUCAUUUUGAGUAGAAAUCUUAUGUGUUAAUUUAGAGAUUAAGCUCAUUUGGUAGUAGCAUGAUAAUAAUAGAACAUAACAAUCAACUUAUGAAAGAAGUUAACAUGAUCAAAUUCCUGGAAUUAAAUGUGGACAAGAACUUAAGCUGGAAUACACAUAUUGACUUCCUAUCAAAUAAAAUAUGCAGUUUUGCAUUUGCGAUGCAAAUACUAGCAAUUUCCACUGACCUGAGUACAUGAAAAUUUACUAAUCAUAGUUAUUUUGAAGCUGUUAUCAGAUAUGGUACAAUUUUCUGGGGAAGUUCAAGUAACAUAUCUCGAAUACUGAAACUGCAAAAGAAAAUUGUCAGAUAAAUGUGUGCUAUACAGCAAGCAGAGUCUUGUCGCCCGUUAUUUCGAAAACUACAAAUCCUAACUGUUCCCUCCAUAUGCAUUUGUGAAAUUAUAAUCUUUCUACACAGCAGACAAAAGUUAUUUGAGGAGAAUCAUUUUAACCACACAUACAACACAAGAAAUAAAAAUAAUUUUAUGCUACCCGCACACUAGUUGCAAUUAUAUGCAUGGAGUCUACAGUAUAUGGGGAUGACAAUAUAUAAAAAAGUUAAUUGGCAAAAAGAUAUUUAAUACGAAGGCAGAAAUUUUAAAAAUGAGACUACAACAGAUUCUGUGGGGAAAAUGCUGCUAUACAGUAGCAGGAUUCAUUGAAGAUGAAAUGAUAAUUUAGCAAGGGGUAAUUAAGUGUUAGAUUUUAUUGUAUGUACACAUAACAAAUUUGUAUUAUUGUAAUGAUGCUGUUUGUUAACAUCAGCUGUUCUGUGUUUAUUGUGAAAUUUUAUUGCAAUUUUGAUGUGUCUCCUGUACCUGAAUCAUAUGAUUUAGAUUAUGUAAGUUAUGAGACAAAUAAACCACAAUAAUGUAA
Messenger RNA from Schistocerca serialis cubense, 6561 nucleotides. Its product is annotated as gastrulation defective protein 1 homolog. Bases 143 to 2134 code for a protein of 663 amino acids. Gene Ontology annotation, cellular component: nucleus; site of double-strand break. The record is from RefSeq and is a predicted model, not a curated record. The transcript has a single exon. Gene Ontology annotation, molecular function: protein binding. Lineage: Eukaryota; Metazoa; Arthropoda; Insecta; Orthoptera; Acrididae. Gene Ontology annotation, biological process: regulation of DNA double-strand break processing.